Molecule: messenger RNA, 683 nt
Organism: Sardina pilchardus (European sardine)
Lineage: Eukaryota; Metazoa; Chordata; Actinopteri; Clupeiformes; Clupeidae
Gene: mrpl57
Product: mitochondrial ribosomal protein L57
Exons: 2
Coding region: 156-470 (104 amino acids)
Biological process (GO): mitochondrial translation
Cellular component (GO): mitochondrial ribosome
Molecular function (GO): structural constituent of ribosome
Source: RefSeq, a predicted model, not a curated record
UCGAAGCACCGUAGAAAGAACGGCUUAAUCACUGCGCAUGCCCAAUUUUCGUAGUGUGUGUGUCCUGCAAGAAAGUAUUUCAUUAGGUACUGGAUUUUGAGUCGUUUAUCGAAGUGUUGACUCGCCUGUAGCCGAGUGGCGCGCCAGACCUCGCCAUGUUCCUAACUCUGGCCCUCCUGAAGAAGGGCAUCCCGGGCAAGCAGUGGAUCGGCAAGUACCGGCGCCCGCGGCCCAUCACCUGGCAGAUGCAGCGCAACAUGGUGAAGCAGCUGGAGCGCGAGAUGGAGAACGAGUACUGGAUCAGCCGGCCGUACAUGAGCCUGGAGCAGGAACGGGGGCACGCGGCCGCCCGGCGCAAGCAGAUGUGGGAGGACAUCCGCGAGGCGCGCUUCGUCGCUAAGUUCCCCGAGCACAAACGCCUGGAGGACCACUUGGGCCACCUCAACACCACCAAGACCUGGUCCAGCUAGAGACACUCGCCUUGUGCUGAGUGACCAGAGACUGCUGCUGGGUUUGUGGAGAGUAUAUGGGGAUGGAGAAGUCCUGUCAUGGACACAUGGGUUAUAUGCAUCUGGUGUGUGUGUGUGUGUGUGUGUGUGUGUGUGUGUGUGUGGAUUUGUUUGUGUGGAUUUGAAAAUAAAUGUCUUUCAUUGUGAUUAAUUAUGAAAGAAAGACAUGCUCUU